UGGGCUCUGGGGAGAGCUCGGGUUCGGCAGCGGCAGAGAGCCACGCCCAGCCCGCCGCCGGUGGCCCGCCAGCGAGCGGACGCACCAGGAACCCGGCUGGCGGCGCACACGGGCCGGAGUCUCCACGUGCCCGCGCCGGAGUUUCCGCGUCCUCGGGGCGGGGCCGGAAGAGGAAGUCGUCGCGGCAGUGGCGGCCGCACCAACAGCUGCGGCCACAGGCAAGCCCAGCCGCGCGCCCCAGCCCGGCCGGCCACUGAGGGCAGCGCCGCGGCGGGACCCCGAGUCGGCCAGCACGUAGUAGCGCGGCGCCACCGAGCGCCCUCCAGCCCGAUGGGGCCGCAGCGGCCACUGCCCGCCGCCGCCGCCGCAGCUGCCCUGCUCUGGGGCUUCCUGCUCCCGCUGACAGCUGCUCAGGAAGCAAUCCUGCAUGCGUCUGGAAAUGGCACACCUUUACCAUCUAAGGACUACUGCAUGCUGUAUAAUCCUCACUGGACAGCUCUUCCACAUACCCUAGAAAAUGCAAGUUCCAUUAGUUUGAUGAAUCUGACUGCUACGCCACUGUGCAACCUUUCUGAUAUUCCUCCUAGUGGAAUAAAGAACAAGGCAGUUGUGGUACAGUGGGGAAACUGCCAUUUUCUUGAAAAAGCCAGAAUUGCACAAACAGGAGGUGCUGAAGCAUUGUUGGUUGCCAAUAACAGUGUCCUCUUUCCUCCGUCAGGGAACAAAUCUGAAUUUCAUGAUGUGAAAAUACUGAUUACAUUUAUAAACCACAAAGACUUUAAGGAUAUGAAGCAGACACUUGGAGAUAACAUUACUGUGAAAAUGUAUAGUCCAUCAUGGCCUAACUUUGACUAUACUAUGGUGGUUAUUUUUGUAAUUGCUGUGUUCACGGUGGCAUUAGGAGGAUACUGGAGUGGACUAAUUGAAUUGGAAAACAUGAAGGCAGUGACAAAUGCCGAAGAUAGAGAAAUGAGGAGAAAGAAGGAAGAAUAUUUAACUUUCAGUCCUCUAACAGUUGUAAUAUUUGUGGUCAUCUGCUGUGUUAUGAUGGUCUUACUUUAUUUCUUCUACAAAUGGUUGGUUUAUGUUAUGAUAACAAUUUUCUGCAUUGCAUCAGCAAUGAGCCUGUACAACUGUCUCGCUGCACUAAUUCAUAAGAUACCUUGUGGACAAUGCACGAUUGUGUGUCGUGGCAAAAGCAUUGAAGUGAGGCAUAUUUUUCUCUCUGGACUAUGCAUAGCAAUAGCUGUUGUUUGGGCCGUAUAUCGGAAUGAAGAUAGGUGGGCUUGGAUUUUACAGGAUGUCUUGGGGAUUGCUUUCUGUCUGAAUUUAAUUAAAACACUGAAGUUACCCAACUUUAAGUCAUGUGUGAUACUUCUAGGUCUUCUGCUCCUCUAUGAUGUAUUUUUUGUUUUCCUAACACCAUUCAUCACAAAGAAUGGCGAGAGCAUCAUGGUUGAACUUGCAGCUGGACCUUUUGGAAAUAAUGAAAAGUUACCAGUAGUCAUCAGAGUACCAAAGCUGGCCUAUUUCUCAGUAAUGAGUGUUUGCCUCAUGCCAGUUUCAGUAUUGGGUUUUGGAGACAUUAUUGUACCAGGCUUAUUGAUUGCAUAUUGUAGAAGAUUUGAUGUUCAGACUGGUUCUUCUUCUAUAUACUAUGUUUCCUCCACAAUUGCCUAUGCUAUUGGCAUGAUACUUACAUUUGUUGUUCUGGUGCUGAUGAAAAAGGGGCAACCUGCUCUCCUCUAUUUAGUACCUUGCACGCUUAUUACUGCCUCCAUUGUUGCAUGGAGGCGUAAGGAAAUGAAAAAGUUCUGGAAGGGCAAUGGCUAUCAGAUGAUGGACCAUCUGGACUAUGCUACAAAUGAAGAAAGCCCUGUGACUGCUAGUGAACAGAUUGCCCAACAGUAAUAUUAUGUGGACCUGCAAUAAUGUGUCAGUUGAUUUUCCUACAAAUAGAGUUCAACUUUUUAAACUGACUUUUGAAUUGACAGUCUGAAAGAAACUUCAGUGAUAUGAUGGCAGAUAUAUAUAUUUUUAAGAGCUGGUACUGACAAUUACAGCAUAAAUAGUUGAAAUACAUUUGCUUUUAACUAUGUUAAAGUUGUGCCUUCACAUUAAAUAAAAGCAUAUAGUCUGUGUAAUUUUCAAGAUGUAUUAUAUACAGUAUAUUUUUCUAAAAAAGAUCUUGACCCACCCUGUACUUUUCUUACUGAAAUCUGUUUCUUUCAAUUCUAAUGAUAGAUAAAAGUAUUUCUGUCAAAGUGAGUUUCAACAGAUUUUACUGUAAAGAAUUAUGCAAAUUUUAUGCUGUAUAGAAGUAACUGUUUAAGACCGUGCAAGAAGGCAGUUCCAACAAUGAAAUUAUGCACACUUUAUCACCGCAGAAGUUAGAAAUAUAUAACUUGGGGAUAUAUAUAGAUACAUAUUUUUGUAGCAUAAGUUUUUAAAAAUCUGCCUUUUUGAAACUUGAGAAGCUAGAUUACUAGACUGCAUAUGUAUUAUAUUAAAAUAUUUUUCAAGGUAUAGAGAAACAUAAUAUAUAGAACUAGUCAUUAAGAGCACACAGAAACUGAAAUCCAGUUUUCAGUGGUCUGCUGUUUCCUUGAAGACAUAACUUAAAUUUCCACACUAACAUUCAAUUUCACUAUGGUAUUUCUGAUCUCUGUUUGGUUCUGUUGAUGUUAGGCUUGGUAGUUUGUACAAGUUACUUAACAAAUUAUGUAUUAAUACAUAUGGUUUGUUGUUUGAGUGAAACAUCCCUGAACCCCCAACACCACUUUUUUUCCCCUGAUUCCCACUCCUUUCCCCAUAGGAAACCACAGUUAACCUUUUAAUACUUUGGUAGUGGAUGGCUUACUAAUAUAUAAAGUGGAAAC
Molecule: messenger RNA, 2879 nt
Organism: Manis pentadactyla (Chinese pangolin)
Lineage: Eukaryota; Metazoa; Chordata; Mammalia; Pholidota; Manidae
Gene: SPPL2A
Product: signal peptide peptidase like 2A
Exons: 15
Coding region: 331-1911 (526 amino acids)
Biological process (GO): membrane protein proteolysis
Cellular component (GO): lysosomal membrane; Golgi-associated vesicle membrane; lumenal side of endoplasmic reticulum membrane
Molecular function (GO): aspartic endopeptidase activity, intramembrane cleaving
Source: RefSeq, a predicted model, not a curated record